AUGGAGUACGGGUAUCUUAGCGGUGCUGGCAGUGGUUUUGAGGGAGGAUGCCUGGGUUCGAGUGGCGGUGAGUUGUCGUGGGGCGAGCUGGCUUCCUGCGGCCAGAUGUCACAGGCAGCGUAUCGGUACCAGGGUAUGCGGUAUCAGCCUCCGCCUCCACAAUGCGCCCGGCCACAAGAUGCCGCUAUGAGGAAUCAUCAUAUUUUCCCACCAGCGAUGAAUCUGCAACGUAAGAUACUUACAUAG
Messenger RNA from Leptosia nina, 246 nucleotides. The record is from the annotation of a GenBank genome assembly. Lineage: Eukaryota; Metazoa; Arthropoda; Insecta; Lepidoptera; Pieridae.